AUGACUGCCGAUCCCAAGGCCAUUCGUCCGGCUCGGAGCGUCCCGCUUAUCUCGGCGGCUGCUGCCAUAGCGGCCAUUGGCGUGCUGGCGGCGACUGUCUUGCCCAGCAUUGGCUCGCACAUCACCAACAUCUUUAGCACAAGUCCCACGCCGGAGCUUGAGCCCGUUGCGCGAGCUGCUACCGCCUGCCACCAGCUCAAGGCCAAGCUCGGGUCCAUCAUCACGCUGCCGACGGAUGCGCCAUACUCGAGCUUGACCGAGGAGAACUGGUCGCAGUCGUGUUGGCUGCCGGCGGCCUGCAUCGCACAGCCUGCGUCGGCCGCUCACGUGCAGCAGCUCGUUACUGCGCUCGCCGCUGCCAAGGUCCCGUUCGCCAUUCGGUCCGGCGGACACUCGCCCAGCCCCCACGACGCAUCCAUCGACUCAGCCGGCGUGCUGAUCGCCCUGGACAAGUUGGACCAGGUUACCUACGACUCGGCAACGUCGCUCGUCACCCUCGGCGCUGGCGCGAGAUGGGACGCCGUCUACACGCUCCUUGACUCGCACAACGUCACCAUGGUCGGAGGCCGCGUCAUGCCCGUGGGUGUUGGCGGGUUGACGCUCGGCGGAGGCUUGUCCUACCUGUCGGACCUGUACGGCUUGGUCUGUGACAACGUCGCCAGCUUCGAGGUGGUAUUAGCCGACGGCAGCCUAGUCGAGGCUAACGCAGCGUCUCAUCCCGACCUGUUUUGGGCACUGAAGGGCGGCUCGAACAACUUUGGCAUUGUCACGUCGUACCGAUCCACGACUUACCCGAUCAAGAAUUGCUGGGGCGGCAUGUUGGUGUUCACCCCGGACCAGCUUUCCGAUGUGCUGUUGGCUUUCAACGAAUACCAACACACUCCCGACAAGGAUCUGCACGCCAAUCUGGUACUCAAUGUCGCCGUGAACAAUGCAUCGGUGCUGCUCACCCUCGUCUACCUGCAGCCGGUAGAGCGCCCUGCGGCCUAUGCUCCCUUCUACAAGCUGACGCCGGCGGCUGACAUGACAGGGUUCUACACCCUACACGAGAUCAUGGGCAUGUUCCCUCUUCCCAACGUCCAGCGGAAGAUGUGGUACACCAAUAGCUUUGAGCCCAGCCCGUCCAUGUUCAAGGGGCUCGCCCACAUCUUCCAGACGGCGCCCGAGGUGACCAAGUUGGCUGCCCUCACGGCGGCCACCAUGAUCCUCACCCUGCAGCCGAUCCACCCCAACGUCAUCCACCAGGGGCAAGCCAAGGGCGGCAACGCGCUGGGUCUCGAGCCCCGCACGCAGACCUGGUUCGGGCUCAACUACGGUUGGUGGUUUCCCGAAGACGAUGCCACCGCGCUACGUCUGCUGCCAGCCCUACACGACCGCGUAGACGAGCUGGCUAAGCGGGAGCACGUCUGGCUCAAGUACAUCUUCAUGAACGAUGCCUUCCACACGCAGCCCGUCAUUGCCUCGUACGGGCACGACAACGUCGCCCGUCUUAGAACCGUGCAGAGGAAGUAUGAUCCGAAGCGGGUCUUCCAGACACUGGUACCCGGCGGACAGAAACUGCCAGCGUAA
Molecule: messenger RNA, 1569 nt
Organism: Chaetomium strumarium
Lineage: Eukaryota; Fungi; Ascomycota; Sordariomycetes; Sordariales; Chaetomiaceae
Exons: 2
Coding region: 1-1569 (522 amino acids)
Molecular function (GO): FAD binding
Source: RefSeq, a predicted model, not a curated record